UCCGGGGCGGCGCAGGGACUGGGAUGCUGCUGGGGACAGCGAUGUGGCCAUGAGGAUGCGCGAGGGGCCAGCGCACUUUCUCCCAGCCCGUUGGGGGCGCUCGGCGUGGAGCCCGGGCUAGCGCGGCCUGGGGUCCCCGGAAGCCCCCGGAGACGGCACCCCAGGCCCUACUCGGGCCCCUUCCCCCUCCCGCUCACCCCGGGCCCCGCGGCGCGGACCCCCUGCAGGAAGGCGCGGACACACAGCGGGGCUCGGGCGGGUCGUCGGCGGCGGCAUCAGCAGGUGCGCGGCCUGGGCCGGAGCCGCCGGCCCUAGAGGAAGCGGCGCUAAUCCCGAGCACCGGAGACACCUGCAGCGGCCGCGAGCUCGGCGGCGGCGACAUCCCCGCGCCCAGUGCAAAAUACAGAAACCGCAGCCAUGACCACCCACGUCACCCUGGAAGAUGCCCUGUCCAACGUGGACCUGCUGGAAGAGCUGCCCCUCCCUGACCAGCAGCCAUGCAUCGAGCCCCCACCUUCCUCCAUCAUGUACCAGGCUAACUUUGACACAAACUUCGAGGACAGGAAUGCAUUUGUCACAGGCAUUGCAAGGUACAUUGAGCAGGCUACGGUCCACUCCAGCAUGAAUGAAAUGCUGGAGGAAGGGCACGAGUAUGCCGUCAUGCUGUACACCUGGCGUAGCUGUUCCCGGGCCAUCCCCCAGGUGAAAUGCAACGAGCAGCCUAACCGAGUGGAGAUCUAUGAGAAGACAGUGGAGGUGCUGGAGCCAGAGGUGACCAAGCUCAUGAAGUUCAUGUACUUUCAGCGCAAAGCCAUCGAGCGGUUCUGCAGCGAGGUGAAGCGGCUGUGCCACGCCGAGCGGAGGAAGGACUUUGUCUCCGAGGCCUACCUCCUGACCCUGGGCAAGUUCAUCAACAUGUUCGCUGUCUUGGACGAGCUGAAGAAUAUGAAGUGCAGCGUCAAGAACGACCACUCUGCCUACAAGAGGGCGGCACAGUUCCUGAGGAAGAUGGCGGACCCCCAGUCUAUCCAGGAGUCACAGAACCUUUCCAUGUUCCUGGCCAACCACAACAGGAUCACCCAGUGUCUCCAUCAGCAACUGGAAGUGAUCCCGGGCUAUGAGGAGCUGCUGGCCGACAUCGUCAACAUCUGCGUGGAUUACUACGAGAACAAGAUGUACCUGACCCCCAGUGAGAAGCACAUGCUCCUCAAGGUAAUGGGUUUUGGUCUCUACCUGAUGGAUGGAAAUGUCAGUAACAUUUACAAACUGGAUGCCAAGAAGAGAAUCAACCUCAGCAAAAUUGAUAAGUUCUUUAAGCAGCUGCAGGUGGUGCCCCUUUUCGGCGACAUGCAGAUAGAGCUGGCCAGAUACAUUAAGACCAGUGCUCACUAUGAAGAGAACAAGUCCAAGUGGACGUGCACCCAGAGCAGCAUCAGCCCCCAGUACAACAUCUGCGAGCAGAUGGUUCAGAUCCGGGAUGACCACAUCCGCUUCAUCUCCGAACUUGCUCGCUACAGCAACAGUGAGGUGGUGACAGGCUCCGGGCUGGACAGCCAGAAGUCGGACGAGGAGUACCGCGAGCUCUUCGACCUGGCCCUGCGGGGCCUGCAGCUUUUAUCCAAGUGGAGCGCCCACGUCAUGGAGGUGUACUCCUGGAAGCUGGUUCACCCCACCGACAAGUUCUGCAACAAGGACUGCCCUGGCACGGCGGAGGAGUACGAGCGAGCCACGCGCUACAACUACACCAGCGAGGAGAAGUUUGCCUUCGUCGAGGUGAUCGCCAUGAUCAAAGGCCUGCAGGUGCUCAUGGGCAGGAUGGAGAGUGUCUUCAACCAGGCCAUCAGGAACACCAUCUACGCGGCUCUGCAGGAUUUUGCCCAGGUGACCCUGCGCGAGCCCCUGAGGCAGGCAGUGCGGAAGAAGAAGAAUGUCCUCAUCAGUGUCCUGCAGGCAAUUCGGAAAACCAUCUGUGACUGGGAGGGGGGCCGAGAGCCCCCCAAUGACCCGUGCUUGAGAGGGGAGAAGGAUCCCAAAGGUGGCUUUGACAUCAAGGUGCCCCGGCGUGCUGUGGGGCCCUCCAGCACACAGCUGUACAUGGUGCGGACCAUGCUUGAGUCGCUCAUCGCGGACAAAAGUGGCUCCAAGAAGACCCUGAGGAGCAGCCUGGACGGACCCAUCGUCCUCGCCAUAGAGGACUUCCACAAGCAGUCGUUCUUCUUCACGCACCUGCUCAACAUCAGUGAAGCCCUGCAGCAGUGUUGCGACCUCUCCCAGCUCUGGUUCCGAGAAUUCUUCCUGGAGUUAACCAUGGGUCGGCGAAUCCAGUUUCCCAUUGAGAUGUCCAUGCCCUGGAUUCUAACAGACCAUAUCCUGGAAACCAAAGAACCUUCCAUGAUGGAGUACGUCCUGUACCCUUUGGAUCUGUACAACGACAGCGCCUACUAUGCUCUGACCAAGUUCAAAAAGCAGUUCCUGUACGAUGAGAUCGAAGCCGAGGUGAACCUGUGCUUUGAUCAGUUUGUCUACAAGCUGGCGGACCAGAUCUUCGCUUACUACAAAGCCAUGGCCGGCAGUGUCCUGUUGGAUAAACGUUUUAGGGCCGAAUGUAAGAAUUAUGGAGUCAUCAUUCCGUACCCACCGUCCAACCGCUAUGAAACGCUACUGAAGCAGAGACACGUGCAGCUGUUGGGUAGAUCUAUUGACUUGAACAGACUCAUUACCCAGCGCAUCUCCGCCGCCAUGUAUAAAUCCUUGGACCAGGCCAUCAGCCGCUUUGAGAGUGAGGACCUGACCUCCAUCGUGGAGCUGGAGUGGUUGCUGGAGAUCAACCGGCUCACACACCGGCUGCUGUGUAAGCACAUGACCCUGGACAGCUUCGAUGCCAUGUUCCGAGAAGCCAAUCACAAUGUGUCUGCCCCCUACGGACGCAUCACCCUGCACGUCUUCUGGGAGCUGAACUUCGACUUCCUCCCUAACUACUGCUACAAUGGGUCCACCAACCGUUUUGUCCGAACUGCCAUUCCUUUUACCCAAGAGCCACAAAGAGAUAAACCCGCCAACGUCCAGCCUUAUUACCUCUAUGGAUCCAAGCCUCUCAACAUUGCCUACAGCCACAUCUACAGCUCCUACAGAAACUUCGUGGGGCCUCCUCAUUUCAAGACCAUCUGCAGGCUCCUGGGUUACCAGGGCAUCGCUGUGGUCAUGGAAGAACUGCUGAAGAUCGUCAAGAGCUUGCUCCAGGGCACCAUUCUCCAGUACGUGAAAACGCUGAUCGAGGUGAUGCCCAAGAUAUGCCGCUUGCCCCGGCACGAGUACGGCUCCCCAGGGAUCCUGGAGUUCUUCCACCACCAGCUGAAGGACAUCAUUGAGUACGCAGAGCUCAAAACAGACGUGUUCCAGAGCCUGAGGGAGGUGGGCAAUGCCAUCCUGUUCUGCCUGCUUAUAGAGCAAGCUCUGUCUCAGGAGGAAGUCUGUGAUUUGCUCCAUGCUGCACCCUUCCAGAACAUCCUGCCUCGAGUCUACAUCAAAGAGGGGGAGCGUCUGGAGGUCCGGAUGAAACGCCUGGAAGCCAAGUAUGCCCCGCUUCACCUGGUCCCUCUGAUCGAGCGGCUGGGGACCCCUCAGCAAAUCGCCAUCGCUCGAGAGGGUGACCUGCUGACCAAGGAGCGGCUAUGCUGCGGCCUGUCCAUGUUCGAGGUCAUCCUGACCCGCAUCCGGAGCUACCUGCAGGACCCCAUCUGGCGGGGCCCACCGCCCACAAACGGCGUCAUGCACGUUGACGAGUGCGUGGAGUUCCACCGGCUCUGGAGUGCCAUGCAGUUCGUCUACUGCAUCCCCGUGGGGACCAACGAGUUCACAGCUGAGCAGUGUUUCGGUGAUGGCUUGAACUGGGCAGGCUGCUCCAUCAUCGUCCUGCUGGGCCAGCAGCGUCGCUUCGACCUGUUUGACUUCUGUUACCACCUGCUAAAAGUACAGAGGCAGGACGGGAAGGAUGAAAUCAUUAAGAAUGUGCCCCUGAAGAAGAUGGCAGACAGAAUUAGGAAGUACCAGAUUUUGAACAAUGAGGUUUUUGCCAUCCUGAAUAAGUACAUGAAGUCCGUGGAGACAGACAGUUCCACCGUGGAGCAUGUGCGCUGCUUCCAGCCCCCCAUCCACCAGUCCUUGGCCACCACCUGCUAGGCGGAAAGUCCUGCAGACCCUCAACCUGGAGAGGGAGAAGAAGCAGGAGAGAGAAGGCCACGGCCAGCCUGCAACAGGGUCCGACUGGACAGCGUGUGGGACGGACCUAGAAGCAAACAAGAACCUCCCCAAACACAUCUACACCCAAGGGCUGGGCCUGUGCAUGCUCUCCCAUGACAUCUCCAUGGUGGUUUUUCCAUAGUGUAAAUGAAAAAAAAAGAAAAGAAAUGGCAGUAUGUGCUUUUUUCUUCUUUUUUUCCUCAGCUGUGUUAAGAGCCCUAGUUUCACCCUUUCUUCAUCUCAUGGCCCCACCCCACAUCCUUGGUUGUUUCCCAAGAUGUGACCUCCUGCCCGGUGCCCACAUGUAACCCCAGGACUGAAGUCUCAGAGAUCAUGAAAAGGGUGUGGCCAUGCCAUAAAAUGUCAGCUUGGCCUGAUGGGCAUGUGUCCACUUGCUGGCUUCUUCACCUCCUGUGGCUCCCUCCCUCCAGUUCCCCAGGUGGCAUCUCCUCCUGCUCUGGAUACCAGAGAUUCUACUGCCAAGAGUACUCCUGGACCAGACACUGAGCCAUAAUGUACAGAGAAUGAGGUUCCUGGUAUUGGUGCCGUGGUAGAUGUGUUGGUUCUGGCCUUCCAUAGAGUCCCAAAAACCACAGGGCACUCCUAGAGAACUUCGAAAUGCAUUCACAACUGUAUCUCACUGAGUGAAACUGGGGUAAGAAGAUGGUCAGGCCUGCUGUUGAAGCAGUAUUUAUGAACACAGCCAGGAAUUCCAUGGCCCCAAAGAGAAAGCUCUUCAGCCGUCUUAUCAGCUUGAUGGUGCGAUGGUCCUUUAUUCAUUAAGCAAAUACUUAGUGAGCACCAAGCCACAUAGGGCGAUGGACACUGGGGAUGCAGCAUUGAACAAGUCAGGCAUGUGUUGCCCACAGCAUUAGCUGGCGACCAAAUUAGGGACCACCUCUUUGCCCAGACUCUCUCAUCAAGGAAAACUCCCAUGAGAAAGAAAAUAUUAAGGAGUUAUUUUAGCAGAAGCCAGAAAUAUCUUGGGAUCAAAGAGGUAAGGGGUAUAAAUAAUAUUUGUCAGUGAGUUCUUAAUACUAAGAUACUCCCCCAAAGAGGAGUCCUGUUUUAGUGAAUCAGGACUUUCAUUGUCCUAAAAGAUUCUGAGGACGUUUUAUCUUUUGCUCUCAAUUUCCUUAAUGUUCCUUAACUUAGAUUUUGAGGUAUGCGGCGUAUCUCACAGGGACAGUCUACUUCCAUUUCCCAGACUGAACCAGAAUUCCUUGCAGAAUCUCCCACUAAGCUUAGGACGGAAGCCUUUGGGAAGUGAAUGUCUUAUUACAGAGCAUCUCAUCUUCAAAGGGAGUCUGUGACCCUGAGCUUGUGAGAACAUAUAAAAUGAGACAUUUGAUAUUUCUCCCCAGCCAAGGGAGGAAAAGAAAAUAGAGCAGUAAUGGUCCCCUCCCUCAGGGAAGAUGAACGGAAAUGGUUGCUAUUAACCAGAUGGCCCGUUUUAACCCCAUGGAAAGAGCACGGAAGUGUCCGUAGUAAGAGAUUUGUGUAAUGUAUUCAUGCACAUCAGGGAGGAGAGAGAGGGGGAUCACCAAGUGUGGUCCAAAGGCCACCAACAUCAGGACUUCCUGAGAUUAGCACAUUUGAGGCAGAUUCUUGUGCCCCACCUCAAACUCACUGAUUGUGCGUCUCUUGGAGUAGGGGCAGGAAAUCACUUUCCACAAGCUAUCAGAGUUAUUCUGUUCCACGUGGACGUCUGAGGACCACAGCUAUAGAGGUUCUCUCCACUGCUAACCUUGGGCUUUGAGCUCCCUCUGAGCCAUGAAAGAAAAUAUUUGUAGGGAAGGAAAGUGGUUCGGAGUGGAAGCUGGCAGAUCCUCCUGUCUGGAGCUGCCACUUCCUAUUCUGACUUCUUAUCUUUUCCCUGUUGAUGACCAUAGAUGUGUCCCAAAGGCCAAAGGGAGAGUUACAGCACAUGUUAGAAGUGCACAGUAGAAAAUGCCUUCAAAACCCACAUAAAACCUCUCAGCUCCAGAGCCUUCCAAAUCUUCAGUCCUGUCUGGGAACAGUAGCUCUUUCAGAUAGAUGACCAGCUCUUCAGUCCUAGAGUUCAUUCCAAAUCCUUGACCUUUGCUUUUGUGGAGAUUUGCAUCAUCCAUUUGAUGAGAUUGCUAUUUCAAGAACAACCCACCCUCCCGCCCUGCAUUCAAAACCUUGAGUUUGACGUCUGGGUAGAAUCCCAUUAUCCUCAAGAAGGUUAAUCCCAAUAAAUUGAGGUCUUCACCUUCUGGAGGGAGACGUUUCAUUUCCCUGACUCGCCAGCAGCAUUUAUUUAUGAACCCCGACUACAUUUAAUAUUCUUUCUUUCUUGGUAUUACUGCCCCAGUUUUGAUUUUUUGUGUGUCUUAAGAACCAGGAAAAAAAAAUCUUAGGUUUUAAAAAGUUAAAAAAAAAAUCUGUUUCAGAAACUGUCAAAUGUACCAUAUUUGUAUUAAGAGUUGUUGGGGAUUUUUGUACAAUGAAUUUACAUUUAUUUAUGGUGACUUAUAUUUACGCUUGUGAUCAAAUAAUGAUGUUAAAUUCUUAAAUCGUAUUUGCUAUGCAGCUGAAGAUGAUAUUUUGCUUUGUAUUUUGGGGUACCUGUGUUGAGUUGAUAAACAUUUCCAUCUCCAUUAAAACUGCUUCCAA
This is a messenger RNA of Equus quagga, 6879 nucleotides long. RefSeq names its product cytoplasmic FMR1 interacting protein 2 (gene CYFIP2). The record is from RefSeq and is a predicted model, not a curated record. The transcript has 31 exons. The coding region runs from base 418 to 4179 and encodes 1253 amino acids. Gene Ontology annotation, biological process: cell projection assembly; cell morphogenesis; apoptotic process. Gene Ontology annotation, cellular component: neuron projection; synapse. Lineage: Eukaryota; Metazoa; Chordata; Mammalia; Perissodactyla; Equidae. Gene Ontology annotation, molecular function: small GTPase binding.